Odontomachus brunneus is the source of this 3504-nucleotide messenger RNA. RefSeq names its product alanine--tRNA ligase, mitochondrial (gene AlaRS-m). Gene Ontology annotation, molecular function: nucleic acid binding; ATP binding; alanine-tRNA ligase activity. NCBI's taxonomy places the organism in Eukaryota, Metazoa, Arthropoda, Insecta, Hymenoptera, Formicidae. Gene Ontology annotation, cellular component: mitochondrion; cytoplasm. The record is from RefSeq and is a predicted model, not a curated record. Gene Ontology annotation, biological process: tRNA modification; alanyl-tRNA aminoacylation. The coding region runs from base 405 to 3482 and encodes 1025 amino acids. The transcript has 12 exons.
GCCCUAUAAGAGUCCCGGCCUAACCGCCGUCACGACAAGACGUGUUUGAAUAAGUUGGGACCUUGUGAUUUUUUGGAACGUGCCUUGGAAUUUUCCAAGACUUUACUCUCGAAAUAUAUCAUUAGUCGGAAAAAUGGCGUUGGGGCAUAACUCUUAGAGAGGCCUGGAGCCAAAUAUUGAAGUUGAAAUUGAAUCACUGCCCUCUACUAAAUAGUGCUGGCCCUGGAAUCAAUAUUGAGAGAGAGAGAAAGAAAGAAAAAUAGUGCUGGCAGUGUACUCCUUGAAUGUGUCUCUAGAAAGCAAGCUCUGAAUAAAUUUUUGUAAUCAUAUGGUAUCUAAUUAGAUUAACAGAAGAAUAAUUGGAAUAUUUUGUAAAAUCAGACUAUUUUAAUCUCCUGUGUAUUAUGUAUUAUCUAUCAGCAAAAGCCAAUCUUUUAACGAAGAGAAUAAUCUUCUUUAAAUUAAUUCGCUUGUAUAACGAUUUCACAAACAAUAAAUCCGCUCAUCUGAUCCGAAAGGAAUUUCUAGAUUAUUUUACAAAAAAUCUAAACCACAGUAUUAUUCGUUCUAGUCCUGUGUCUUCAAUUACUGAUCAGUCGCUUACAUUUACCAAUGCUGGCAUGAAUCAAUUUAAAGGUAUAUUUUUGGAUUAUUAUGAACCACCUAUGACAAAAGUUGUAAAUUCACAAAAGUGUAUCAGAGUUGGUGGAAAACACAAUGAUCUAAGUGUUGUUGGUAACGACAGUUAUCAUCAUACAUUCUUUGAAAUGCUUGGCAACUGGUCCUUUGGAGAUUAUUUUAAGGAAGAUGCAUGUUUAUAUGCUUGGAAUCUUUUAACAAAUGUAUAUAGUAUACCCAAAGAAUAUCUAUAUGUAACAUAUUUUGGUGGUAAUAAGGAUUUGGACAUAGCUCCUGACCUAGAAUGUAAAGAUAUUUGGUUAAGACUUGGUCUUCCAGAAUGCAAAAUUCUGCCAUUUGAUAUAUAUGACAAUUUCUGGGAAAUGGGUAUAUCAGGUCCUUGUGGGCCUUGUACAGAGAUACAUGUAGAUUUUUUUAGACGAUCUACUAAUGAAGCUGCACGAGUAAAUAAAGGAUAUGCAGAUCUUAUGGAGUUGUGGAAUAUAGUUUUUAUACAAUAUGAAAGGCUUGAAAACGGAUAUGUAAUACCUUUACCAAAACAUCAUGUUGAUACAGGCAUGGGACUUGAACGAUUAGUUACAUUAUUACAAGGAAAAACGUCAAAUUAUGAUACAGAUAUUUUCCAGCCAUUAUUUCGUGCAAUACAGAAAUACUCAAAUGCUCCAGAAUAUAAGGGAACAUUUAAUAGUGAUGAUACAGGCAAAAUUGAUUAUGGUUAUAGAAUUCUAGCAGAUCAUGCAAGAAUGAUUACUGUUGCAUUGGCUGAUAAUAUGUUACCUGAACAACACCCAAAGCUACGGAGAGUAUUACGAAAUGCAAUAGACAUAGGAGAAAGAAUAUUUAGAAAAACUGACAUGCUUGCCAAACUAGUCUACAAUGUAGCUGAUAACUUGGGUGAGACUUAUACAGAAUUGCACAGUAAUCUCAAACAGGUAGAAAAAAUAAUUAAGUUUGAGGAAGACUUAUUUAAUAGAUUGCGGAAUACUUCUGGUAAAAAAUGGAAUGAAAUGGUUAAAAUUCGUCCUGAAUUAGCAUUGAUCACUGACUGGACAGCCCCUGGUUUAUUUGAUGGCUAUAAAGAUCUACAGACUGUAUUGAAAGAUUUGCGUAAAACUAACGUGUUACCGGGAGCUGUUGCAUUUAAAAUGUAUGAUACAUAUGGGCUUAAUUCGGAAACUAUAGCAGAGCUAGCUCAGAUUGAAUCAUUACACUUUGAUGAAGUUGACUUUCAAAAACAAUUAGAUAUUCGUAAAUAUCAAUCGAAAAUUGGAUUCAACAAAUAUAAUUCUGUGUUUGCUGAUGAGUCUUUGAGAAUACUUGAAAAAAAUCACGUACCUAAAACGAAUGAUUCAUUUAAAUAUGAUUAUACAUAUGAUGGAAGUAACUAUAAGUUUUUGCCACUCAAUAGCAAAAUUGUCGGAAUCAUUAUUAACGGAAAAUUAGUUGCAAAUACAAAUUACUCCCGUAUUGCAAAAUCUAACGACGUUAAUAGCAAAAUAGCUAUAAAUGUCAAUGAUAUGUUAAAUAGCAAAGAUGAAAUCGGCAUUAUAUUGGAUAAAACUGUAUGCUAUUCGUUCGAAGGUGGUCAAGUUUCGGAUCGAGGAAAUAUACACAUCAAGAAUCUGCUUUUUAAUAUACACAAUGUCAGAAAAGUAAACGGUUACGUGAUUCAUUUCGGACAGUUUGAAAAAACAGACAUACCAACUUCAGAACUAUAUUUAAAAGCGGAAGACGAUUGCUUGGUUAAUAUAGAUUCACAAAUUCGAAUUGGUACUAUGAAACAUCAUACGGCAACCCAUUUAUUGAAUGCAACUUUAAAAGAAAUUAUGCAUACAGUUUAUCAACGUAAUUGUAUAGUUGACAAGGAUAGCCUAAAACUUCAGUUUAAUGCGUUUGGUGAAAAACUUACAUUGGAACAAAUGAGAACAAUAGAAGAUCGCAUAAAUAAUGUUAUACAUUCUCAUGUUGCAGUAACUGUACAAACGUUAAACUCACUUCAGCUAUUAGGACAAGAUGAUAUUAUAUUGGUGCCUGGAGAAAUAUAUCCUUACACAGAUAUUAGAAUCAUAGAGAUUAAUGCUGAUGAUUUGAAAACAAAAGAAGCAUGCUGUGGCACACAUGUACACAAUGUAGGUGUAUUACAAUAUUUUUACUUCUUGACAUACACCUCAAAGGGAGCAACAAACUGCACUGUUAAAGCUGUUGUUGGCGCAAAGGCUUUACAUAUGAAACGAGCCAGUGAAAAAAUACGACAUAAAAUUACGGAACUAGAAAAUACUUUACAAAGUGACGAAUUUACAUACAAAACAUUUGAGACAAAAGUAAAUCGACUAAAACAGGAAAUGGAUGACCAGAUUGAACAAGUACCUUACUUAUUUAAAAUAGAAUGCCUGGCACAUCUAAAAAACUUAUGCAAAACAAAAUGGUUGCGAGAGAAAGAAAAUGAGAAAGCUUCUGUAGAUCGUGAAAUCACCGCUGCUACUGUUUCAUCUUGUUUUAUCGUGCAUUGUCUAAAUAAAAGUCCUACAUAUUUGUCAUUGCACGAAGUUAUAUCACUUUUCUCUGGAAUACCAAUAUUGGUCUUAUCUCAUAAUAAUGGAUUUAUGAAGGCACGGUGUUCUGUACCACAGGAAUUUGUUUCUAAUACAUUUAAUGCACAAACUUGGAUGGAUAUUAUACUUAAAAAUUUUAAUGCAGAAUAUGGAUCUAUUAAAGGAUUUGAACCUAUGUUAGUUGCAAGUAUGAAAUCUAAAAAGAUGUCAAAUGAAUAUAUUCAGAUACAUAUGAAGAGAGCAAUUGCAGAAGCUACUAAAUUCGCAUUAGUACAUGUAAAAAAAAGUUAAAUACAUUAAUAACAGAAAUUAA